AUGGAAGUUCUUUCUCCUCUCCGACCAGUUUUUCUGCCCACUGAAGCCAAAGUCGUCCGACUCAAGAGACUCUCAGAAUCCAUCAAUCUUCCCUCGCCAAAGAUCGCCCGCCAGCUCUCCUCUUCUUCCUCCCCAGCUCGAAAAACCGCCCGAUUCUCUUCUCCAACCACUCCUCAGCCGCGAAAGAAACUGCUCGCCCGAAAAGACACGAUGCUCCCGUCCGAAAUUCCAGAAGAAAAGAUCUACUCCUGCGAAAUCUGCCCGAAGACUUUCUUCCACCGGACCGCCCUCGACAUCCAUCUCGAAUCACACGAUACUCUUCCUCGCUCCAGACGAUCUACGGGCUCUUCGAUGACCUCCCUCAAAGUCAACUCGAUCAACUUCCUCGGCGAAAUUGAAAAGGAGCUGAAAGACGAGCUGGACAACGCGCAUAAGAAGAAGUUCAAAUGCAUCAAGUGCGGAAAACGAUUCAGAUCCAAGGCCAAGAUCGUCCUUCACUCGCUCAUCAAGCACUCCUAA
Messenger RNA from Oikopleura dioica, 519 nucleotides. Lineage: Eukaryota; Metazoa; Chordata; Appendicularia; Copelata; Oikopleuridae. The record is from the annotation of a GenBank genome assembly.